Molecule: messenger RNA, 1765 nt
Organism: Calypte anna (Anna's hummingbird)
Lineage: Eukaryota; Metazoa; Chordata; Aves; Apodiformes; Trochilidae
Gene: ONECUT2
Product: one cut homeobox 2
Exons: 2
Coding region: 67-1443 (458 amino acids)
Biological process (GO): regulation of transcription by RNA polymerase II
Cellular component (GO): nucleus
Molecular function (GO): RNA polymerase II cis-regulatory region sequence-specific DNA binding; DNA-binding transcription factor activity, RNA polymerase II-specific
Source: RefSeq, a predicted model, not a curated record
AUGAGUGAAUGAGGAGCGGCCCGCAGCGCCCGUCGAUGCCUCGCCGGGGAGCCGGGUGCCUGCGCCAUGAACCCCGAGAUGGCGAUGGAGCCGCUGGGCAGCCUGCACGGGGCGGCGGGCCAUGAGCCGGAGCUGAUGGGCAGCCCCAGCCCCCACCACGGCGGCCGCAGCGCCGGGCCGCUCCGGGUGCCCCCCCCGCCGCCGCCGCCCCCGCCGCCGCACCAGGAGCUGCCGCCCCCCGCCAGCGCCCGGCCGGCCAUGGUGUCCAGCAUGGCCUCGCUGCUGGACGGCGCCGCCGAGUACCGGCCCGAGCUCUCCAUCCCGCUGCACCACGCCAUGAGCAUGCCCUGCGAGUCCUCGCCGCCCGGCAUGGGCAUGAGCAGCACCUACACCACCCUGACGCCACUCCAGCCCCUGCCGCCCAUCUCCACCGUCUCCGACAAGUUCCACCACCCGCACGCCCACCCGCACGCCCACCACCACCACCACCACCAGCGCCUCUCGGGCAACGUCAGCGGCAGCUUCGCCCUCAUGCGGGACGAGCGCGGGCUGCCGGCCGUCAACAACCUCUACGGGCCCUACAAGGAGAUGCCCGGCAUGGGGCAGAGCCUCUCGCCGCUGGGCAACGGGCUGGGUCCCCUCCACAACGCCCAGCAGGGCCUUCACGGCUACGGGCCGCCCGGCCACGAGAAGAUGCUCAGCCCCAACUUCGACGCCCACGCGGCCAUGCUGGCGCGAGGGGACCAGCACCUCUCCCGUGGGCUGGGGACCCCCCCUGCCAUGAUGCCCCACCUGAACGGCAUGCACCCCCCCGCCCACCCCGGCCACCCGCCGCCCCACGGCCCCGCGCUGCCCGCCGGCCGGGAGCGGCCGCCCUCCUCCUCCUCCGGCUCGCAGGUGAGCAGCUCGGGGCAGCUGGAGGAGAUCAACACCAAAGAAGUGGCACAAAGGAUCACGGCGGAGCUGAAGCGCUACAGCAUCCCGCAGGCCAUCUUCGCCCAGCGGGUGCUGUGCCGCUCUCAGGGGACCCUCUCGGACUUGCUGCGGAACCCUAAGCCUUGGAGUAAACUCAAGUCCGGCCGGGAGACCUUCCGGAGGAUGUGGAAGUGGCUGCAGGAGCCGGAGUUCCAGAGGAUGUCGGCCCUGCGGCUGGCAGCCUGCAAACGCAAGGAGCAGGAGCCGAGCAAGGAGCGGAACACGUCCCAGAAGAAGUCCCGCUUGGUCUUCACCGACCUCCAGCGCCGAACGCUUUUCGCCAUCUUCAAGGAGAACAAGCGCCCUUCCAAAGAAAUGCAGAUCACCAUCUCACAGCAGCUGGGCCUGGAGCUCACCACCGUCAGCAACUUCUUCAUGAACGCCCGUCGGCGCAGCCUGGAGAAGUGGCAGGAUGACCUGAGCUCCGGGGGCUCCUCCGCGGCCCCCAGCACCUGCACCAAGGCCUGACAGGAGCGGCUGAGAGGGCAGCUUCACUGGUGACCUAAAGCACAAUCCUCCUGGAACCCCCCCCCAGCUCGGCUCUCCCCCAGGACCCCUCCCACGGCUUCUCCUCCAUCCCAGCAGGCUCAGCAUUAACCCCCAAUACUAUGCUCAGGACAGGCGGAGCGGGGCUGGAAGGUCGGGGAGCGGUGGUGUUGAGGCGAGGGAGCCCCGAAGAGCCCCGGGCACUGGGGAUGCUGUGGCCAGCGGGGGCCACCUGGCCCUGCCCAGGGCUGGCCACAAUGCCCUGCACCAGCUCUGCCCACCCCACAACCCAGCACAAAGUCUG